This is a messenger RNA of Bufo bufo (common toad), 1132 nucleotides long. It is a transcript of the gene CFDP1, whose product is annotated as craniofacial development protein 1. The transcript has 7 exons. The coding region runs from base 90 to 995 and encodes 301 amino acids. The record is from RefSeq and is a predicted model, not a curated record. NCBI's taxonomy places the organism in Eukaryota, Metazoa, Chordata, Amphibia, Anura, Bufonidae.
GCUGGGUUGUGGGGCAUGCGCAGUGCCGUGUUGGUGGCAGGUUACUGCAGGUCAGAACGGCGUGCGGCGCCGAGUCCAAAUACACGGUUAUGUCUGACUCCGAGGACUACUCCUCCUCUGACGACGAAGAUUACGUCCCCUCUGGGGGAGAAUACAGUGAAGACGAUGUGAAUGAAUUGGAGAAGGAAGAGGACGGUGAUGAUGAAGAGCAAGAAGGUGGAGGGAAAAAAGAAUCGUGCAAAAAGAAGGAUAAGAAUUCUGUUUUAGCAAGAAAACGGAAGAAAGGUGUGCUGUCCCUGAACUUAGAAGAAGGCCCCGGGGAGAAGGAGGACGAAGAUGAUAGCCCAGAGGAGGACGAUAUAGGGACAUUUGAUGAGUUGAAAAAAAAGAAAUUGGAAGAGGCAAAAAAGAAAAGAGAAGAAGAGCUGUGGUCAAGUUUUCUUUCUGAUGUUGGAAAGCCACCAAAAAAUCAACCUACUGUUCCUGUAGCCCAGAAUAACCAGAAGGAGGUAGAAGCAAAGAAGAAAGAUGUCACCCAGUCUUCAAAGGAGGAUUCCGAGAGAGAGAACAGCUCCAAAAAACUCACCAUUACCAAAGUGUUUGAUUUCGCUGGGGAAGAAGUCCGGGUAACAAAAGAAGUGGAUUGCUCAUCCAGGGAAGCCAAGGAAUUUAUCAAGCAGCAAGAGAAAGGACAAUUGGAACAGAGUCUGCCACCUUCAAGGACAGUCGCAGCAGCCAGUUCAGGUGUGAAAAGACCUGCUGGGAUUGGCAGCAUACUUGGAACAUUAGGCUCCAAAAAGCAGAAGAUGAGCACACUGGAGAAAUCCAAGCUGGACUGGGAAUCUUUUAAAGACCAAGAGGGGAUUGUAGAUGAAUUGGCUCACCACAAUAGGGGCAAGGAUGGCUACAUUGAAAGGAAAGCCUUCUUAGAGCGAGUAGAUUAUCGUCAAUUCGAACUUGAGAGAGAAAUCAGACUAAAAAAUAUGAAGCCAUAACAGUUAUCAUCUUACUGUGAAAGAAGUUCCAUGGAUACGGUCGGGUUGUCAGAGUGCCAUCACAGAAGAAAACAGACAUCACUCUGAAAGUCUGUAUAUUUGAACUGUAAUAUGAAAAUUGAAAUUCUUUUAAAUGU